ACAAUAUUUCAGUCUCUAAAUUCUCUAUAAACUUAUUAGAUCACUUUUUCUAUUCUUUUCUAAUUUUUUUAUCCAAAUAUUUGGAUUUAAAUUUCUAUUCAAAAUUCUAAAUUAUAUAAACAAUUGUUUCAGUAUGUCGACGGCAACCGCGAUGGCUUUACGAAAGUACUCAAGACUUUGUUUGCAAGCCACAAAGCGCCUGUUCGCACCCGCAUCUAGUGUAAGUUCGAAUCAGUAUGGCGGUCUCUCCGAGCAGCAAAAAGUCUUGCGCCGAUUUCACCCGUCCAAGAAAGGCGACCAGGAUGUCUCAAAGAUCCUGCCCAAUUGGAAAAAAGAAAUAUUUUACCGAGCCGGUUUCGAAUUAAAUCAUGUCCCAAAACCCACGACUCUGGAGGUAGUACCAAAAACGCUCCUGGCCUCGAAGCAGUUCCUUAAGGAUCUAGAGUUGGGACAGGUGACAUGUAUGGCAAAAAAAGGAGGUGGCGAGGACAAGAAAUGUGCCGAAUUGGAACUCAAAAAGAAAUGUGCCGAAAUGAAGAAAAAGAAAGCCUGUAAAGGAGGGAAAAAGGGUGGCAAAAAGGGAAAAUGUGCAAAAAAAGUCAACUGCAAAGAAGUGGAACUGAAAAGGAAAUGUAAGGACUUGGCCAACAGGAGCAAGUGCAAAGGAACAAAAAUGAGUAGAAAAGACAAAAAGCUGAAAAAAGAAUGCCAAGAGUUGGAGGCCAAGAAGCAAUGCGAAAAGAUGGAGGCCAAGAGGAAAUGUGAAGAACAGGCGGCCAAAAAGAAAUGCGAAGAAAUGGCGGCCAAAAAGAAAUGUGCAGAAAUGGCCAAAAAAGAGAAAGAAGAGAAAAUGAAGAAGAAAUGCCAGGAAAUGGAAAUGAAAAAGAAAUGCAAGAAAAUGGCCGACGAGAAGAAAAAAGAUGGAAAAGAUGGAAAGAAGUGCUGAAAGUCCUGUAAAGUCUGACAUAUAAUUGUUUAUAUAAUAAACUAAGUUUGGUUCUCAUUGGUUUCAAACAUAAAAUUUCUUUAA
Drosophila ananassae is the source of this 1030-nucleotide messenger RNA. Its product is annotated as axoneme-associated protein mst101(1)-like. The transcript is spliced from 2 exons. Lineage: Eukaryota; Metazoa; Arthropoda; Insecta; Diptera; Drosophilidae. The coding region runs from base 134 to 946 and encodes 270 amino acids. The record is from RefSeq and is a predicted model, not a curated record.